UGGCCGUAAAGUAGCAUUCAAACAUAAAAAGCAAAGCAGCCAAUUAGGCUUGUGAUUUCUUUUGAUCGAGCGUGUAAGUAAUUGCACUUUUUUGUGCAUAUAUGCGUCCACGUACAGUAUAUUUAUGUGAGCCUGAGGCGGUGUAUUUGUGUUUAAAUUCAUUCACUUUUUCUAUCACCUAUACACCAUUAAUGCAGUCCAAAACAAAUUAGCUAGAAGCAUUCAGUUCACAAUAAAAACAAUGAAGAUCACAUUAAUCCCGUUGCUCCUUCUUUCUGUGUUGGGAAUAAAAUCACUGCUUGAAGGAGCUUAUGAUUCACCUCACCAAGUUGUUGACACAUCUGGCAAUAUACUAAGGGUAGGUGCCAACUACUACAUCAUUCCCAACCCUACUACCAAAUGUUCAAUUUUUUCCAAUUACAAAGGUAACAACGGGCUUGUGCUAGCAAAAGUAGCAGCUAACAAGACCUUCCCUCUUGAUGUUUUGGUUGUGGAGGGACAGCAAUUAGGCCAGCCACUAACUUUUACACCGAUUCAUGACCAAAAGAAAGGUGCACCGGUUCGUGUCUCUACUGACCUCAACAUCGAGUUCUCCAUGCAAACAAGUUGUUCACAAUCAAAUGUGUGGAAAAUUGAUCACUUUGAUAGGGCAACGAGGAAGUGGUUUGUUACAACUGGUGGUGUUGUGGGGCACCCAAGUUGGAGAACUAUCAGCAACUGGUUUAAGAUUGAGAAAUAUGAUGGUGACUAUAAGCUGGUUUCGUGCCCAACUUUUUGUGCAUAUUGCAAGGUUCAAUGUAGGGAUAUUGGUGUAUACGAGGAUCAAAAUGGGAACAAGCGUCUAGCCCUCACUGAUGCGCCUUACAAAGUUCGGUUUCAGAAGGCCUAAGGAGCAUUUAAUACACAAAUACAAUUGAACGGCUCUGUAAGAAUUAAUCUUGUCUAUGGUGCUCCAGGAUGCACAAGACAUUGUAUGUAU
Glycine soja is the source of this 979-nucleotide messenger RNA. RefSeq names its product miraculin-like. The transcript has a single exon. The record is from RefSeq and is a predicted model, not a curated record. Gene Ontology annotation, molecular function: endopeptidase inhibitor activity. The coding region runs from base 242 to 889 and encodes 215 amino acids. NCBI's taxonomy places the organism in Eukaryota, Viridiplantae, Streptophyta, Magnoliopsida, Fabales, Fabaceae.